This is a messenger RNA of Myripristis murdjan (pinecone soldierfish), 1608 nucleotides long. RefSeq lists its product as uncharacterized. The record is from RefSeq and is a predicted model, not a curated record. Lineage: Eukaryota; Metazoa; Chordata; Actinopteri; Holocentriformes; Holocentridae. The coding region runs from base 71 to 1279 and encodes 402 amino acids. The transcript is spliced from 6 exons.
UCGGAAAGCAGUGACUUUCGUUCUUUUCGUGAAGUCUGAGAAGACGUGGGAACUUGGGUAUUUUUUUAGGAUGAAUCUAUACAGGAGCUUUGGAAACCUUUUAGAGACUUGGGUAGCUGAAGGAGGCCCGUGCUCUGACCCAGAGCAGGACAAAUGGCUUGGCAGUGACUGUGGAAAUUCUCUUACAGCUUCCCCGGACAUGGGGACAAAUCUGCGCUCGGAAUCAGUGGACUCUGGAGUGGAGAUGGCCAGCUCUGACACUUCAUUUCCUUCUCCAUGUGGCUCUGUGUCAGUCGGGAAUCCAGAAAUAGAUCCAGUCACAACAGAGAGAGAGGAGGACAGACUCACCCCUGUCUCAACAUCACAAACACGGGAUUGCGCUGUGGACUUGCACCUAAAACUGGAGCAAGCACUCCAGAGGACGCAACCGAAAUGUCAGAGUCUAAGGAACAAGCCCAUGUCCCAAACAGGUGAUGUGGUGCUCAGGCAAAAAACUUCUUCACUAACCAAACAGCACACAUCAACCUUGGUAAAAGGUCAAAGGUCAGAGAGCUUUGAGCUAAGGACAACAGUCAGACCAUUAAAGCCAAGCAGACACAUGUCAGAGCCACGCAGACGACCUCUGUCCCUGCACUCUGAUAGCCGGCCUGCAGCUCAGACAAAGACAGAGGACCAUGGCGAACAAGGGCGAGAGAGACUGAGUCCUGGGCUCAGCUACUUGGAACAGGUGUGCAAAAUGUUAGAGGAAGUUGCCAGACUACAAAUUCACAACCGGGGAUUACAAAUGGAGGUUGAUGCCCUCCGGGAACAUCAUGCUAAGCAGGCUCCAGAAACCCUGGGGUGUGAUGAAAAAGCUGUUGUGGAGGACGUGUCUUCUUGUCAAAGACAUGAAACUGCCAGAGUAGAGCGUGUUUCCAGUGAAACACAGUGGCCAAAUUCUUAUGCUUGCCAUAAUUUUCGGCGAAGGUCAGCAUCAGAUACCAGAAUAGCAGCUGGACAUUUAAGAAGGUUGAAACUGGACACUAGAGGGCAGUAUGCGAGUGGAGAUGAUCUGCUUGAGCAAACAGAGGAAGAGCUUGAAAAGCAGGAAAUUAAGAAGGCAGAGCAGAGUAAAAGCAAGACGUGGAGGUUAAAGAUCGGGUCUUUGAGAAGAGAGGAGUCAACUGCCAUGUCGGACUCAGAGAUAAAUGGCCAACAGAUGCAUCCAUCCAAGAAAAACAGUGCCAGACGUCAGCUGAGCCAGCUGUUCAGGAGGCGAAAGGAAAUUCUGCCUGUGUGAGCGGACCACACCGUUUCUCUCAGGAUUUUUGGACUUUUGGUUUCAGAAUGUCUUCCCUACACUGUCACACCUGCUUUGAAACUGCGCUUUAAUUUGAAUUCAUGUGCUAUAGCUUACUACCAUCUUUAUUUAUUGUUCAGCAUGUAUGUCACUUCAUUAUUUACAUUAAAUUGUGCCUGGGAAUGAUAAAUGCAUAUGUCACACAUUUUGUUGUAUUUUCUCUGUCAUGUAAUUCAUCAUCCAUGAUUACUAUGGUGAUACAGACUUGAUAUGCAGACCUUCAGAUUUGUAUCUUUGCCCUUUUUCUGUAUGGUUAGCUGCAGUUUGGU